Messenger RNA from Agrilus planipennis (emerald ash borer), 2050 nucleotides. RefSeq lists its product as uncharacterized. The record is from RefSeq and is a predicted model, not a curated record. The transcript has 3 exons. NCBI's taxonomy places the organism in Eukaryota, Metazoa, Arthropoda, Insecta, Coleoptera, Buprestidae. The annotation marks the transcript as partial.
UCGUUUCGGACAUUGUAACAGCGUGUAGUGAGGGUUAUUAUUUUUUUUUUUGUAUGGCAUGAAGAGGUGCUAUUACUUAUCAGUGCAAUUUUUGUGACUUUUACUCUAGUGAGAACGCGAGGAGUUGAUAAUCUAAGGAUAACUAGUGCUAGUGAUAAUAAGUAAACUUACUGAUAAUAACAACCACUCACCACCAAGCUUCAUCAUGAUCAAGACUUCUAUUCAACGACCAAUCGCCUCUUUGGUCUUUUUCGCAGUUAUUGUUAUCAAUGGAAUUGUCUGCGAAACACCCCUUACCGAUUCAGCGUCCCUACCGUUGGAACAUCGUGGAGUGUAUGGACCACCGCUUUCCGGGCCUGGUUACGCACCUCCAAAUCUUCUUCAAAACGUCGGGGGUGGCGAUGGUGGUCCUGACGACCCUUGGCCCUUGGCUAACCGAGAUAUGCCUCAAAUUAAACAUCUCCAAGUUCAAUGCGAAAAGACUCACAUGAGAGUCAACAUCGAAUUCGAUAGACCAUUCUAUGGAAUGAUAUUUUCUAAAGGAUUCUACAGUGAUUCCCAUUGUGUUCAUCUGAAACCUGGAACCGGACAUCUCAGUGCUACCUUCGAAAUAUUCCUGAAUAGUUGUGGCAUGUCAUCUUCAGCAAAUCACAACGCCGCAAGUUAUGGUGGGCCGACUCCUAGUGGAAGUUAUGUGGAAAAUACGAUUAUAAUACAGUACGACCCUUAUGUUCAAGAAGUUUGGGAUCAAGCCCGAAAAUUGAGGUGCACCUGGUACGACUAUUAUGAGAAAGCAGUUACUUUCCGACCCUUCCAAGUAGACAUGCUGCACGCUGUUACAGCUAAUUUCUUAGGAGAUAAUCUUCAAUGCUGGAUGCAAAUACAAGUAGGGAAAGGGCCGUGGGCAUCCGAAGUAUCGGGAAUUGUGAAAAUCGGUCAAACCAUGACCAUGGUUUUAGCUAUCAAAGAUGACGAAAAUAAAUUCGACAUGUUGGUUCGCAAUUGUGUUGCUCAUGAUGGUAAACGAGCACCCAUCCAACUGGUUGACCAAUACGGUUGUGUCGUAAGACCAAAGAUCAUGAGCAAAUUCCAGAAAAUUAAAAACUUCGGACCAUCAGCUUCUGUAGUGUCGUUCGCAUAUUUCCAAGCCUUCAAAUUCCCCGAUUCCAUGAAUGUUCACUUCCAGUGUGUUAUCCAAGUGUGUCGUUACAAUUGUCCUGAACCAAAAUGUGCAGGCCACGGUCUCGGAUUAUUAGGAGACUAUGGAGCUCCUGCACUAGGAAACGCUUUAGGAGCAGGCGAUUUCGGGGGUCACGGAGACUAUGGACCGCCACAACUUCCAGAAUACGGCGUUCCACCAGCAUAUCCUGACCCUCGUCAUCCUUCUGGACCUGCUGGAGCAUAUUCUGAAACCAAGGAGAACAUCGUUCCAGCACCGCAAGCUCAAACUGCAUCAUCCUCUACUUCGGACCCCUCGAGUCCUUCUUCCCCAGCACCUCAAACGCCAUCUCAAUCCAGCAACGAUAUUCAUUUGCCCCCUCCACCUCCUCCAGGACACCAUGGACCAUACAGCACGAUGAAGAGGAAAAAUGGAAUUGCUGACGAAUUAGAAGGAAACUUAGCAACCCUCGGAGGUCGGCCCAGAUCUGUUGGAAAUCUACCAGAAGGUUUACAAGGGGCCAGAAGGAAGAGAAGUCCUGAAGUAAUGACUAUUGUCGUCAGUCACGUAUACAAGAGAGAAGCAGGACAAGAAAUGACUGACGUGAAUACAAGCAGGACGAUUCAAGUAGUCGCACCAGGAGACGUAAACUUUGCUUUGAAUGCCGCUUCAAGUAACGAAACCGUUGUGAUCCAAUCGGCAUCUUCGGCGGAUCCAGAAACAAUUUGUAUGUCAGUUCCUAGCUUCGUAGCCGGUCUGGUUAUGCUGUUGUUAGUCCUGAUAGUGGCUAGUUUAGUGGCAGCUUUCUUAUUUGUUCGAGUACGCGCCAUCGAUAGGAAGGGCGUCGCAUCGGCAUUUGUUGGUGCCCAUCAUGGAUACGACAAUUCGGAA